Molecule: messenger RNA, 5174 nt
Organism: Erinaceus europaeus (western European hedgehog)
Lineage: Eukaryota; Metazoa; Chordata; Mammalia; Eulipotyphla; Erinaceidae
Gene: EPHA6
Product: EPH receptor A6
Exons: 20
Coding region: 90-3623 (1177 amino acids)
Biological process (GO): axon guidance; protein phosphorylation; cell surface receptor protein tyrosine kinase signaling pathway
Cellular component (GO): plasma membrane; neuron projection
Molecular function (GO): protein binding; transmembrane-ephrin receptor activity; ATP binding
Source: RefSeq, a predicted model, not a curated record
CGCCCCCGCGCCGGGCCCGAGCUCGCUCCUGCGCGCGCGCCCUCCCGGGUCCAAGUGAAUGUCCUCGCGCGCGCGGGACACGGCGGUGGAUGCGAUUCCGCUCGGCUCCUGCCGCUCGGAGCUCUCCCGCGCCGCAGGCAACGUCCUCCUCCUCCUCCUCCUCUCAAACAGCUGCGCCUGCACCUGGGCAGCCUGGACCUUCGUGCCCGGCCCCCGGGGCCUCGCGCGAGGGGCGCCCCGGGACACCCCCUGCGGACCGGGUGGAGGAGGAAGAGGAAGAGAAGGAGGAGGAGGUGGAGGAAGAGAGGAAGACGUGGCCCCGGACCCCCUGCCUAGCGCGGAACAGCUGCGACUUCUUUUUCAAAGGGUGGCGGAGAGAGCUGGGAAGAACCAUGGGGGGCUUGGAAGUCCGGGAAUUUCUCCUGCAAUUGGGUUUAUUCUUGCCUUUGCUGACGGCUUGGAAGGGGGACUGCAGUCAUGUCUCCAACAACCAAGUUGUGUUGCUUGAUACAACAUCUGUGCUGGGGGAACUAGGAUGGAAAACAUAUCCAUUAAAUGGGUGGGAUGCCAUCACUGAAAUGGAUGAGCACAACAGGCCCAUUCACACAUACCAAGUUUGCAAUGUGAUGGAACCAAACCAAAACAAUUGGCUUCGUACAAACUGGAUCUCCCGUGAUGCAGCUCAGAAAAUUUAUGUGGAAAUGAAGUUCACACUAAGGGAUUGUAAUAGCAUCCCAUGGGUCUUGGGGACUUGCAAAGAAACAUUUAAUCUCUAUUAUGUGGAAUCAGAUGAAACUAAUGGAAUGAAAUUCAAGCCAAGCCAAUAUAUAAAGAUUGACACAAUAGCAGCUGAUGAAAGUUUUACUCAAAUGGAUUUGGGUGAUCGCAUCCUCAAACUGAACACCGAAAUUCGUGAAGUAGGCCCUAUAGAAAGAAAAGGAUUUUAUCUGGCUUUUCAAGACAUUGGGGCAUGCAUUGCUUUGGUUUCAGUUCGUGUUUUCUACAAAAAAUGCCCCUUCACUGUUCGUAACUUAGCCAUGUUUCCUGACACCAUCCCUCGGGUUGACUCUUCUUCAUUGGUUGAAGUAAGGGGCUCUUGUAUAAAGAGUGCAGAAGAGCGUGACACUCCUAAGCUGUACUGUGGAGCUGAUGGAGAUUGGCUUGUUCCUCUUGGAAGGUGUAUCUGCAGUACCGGAUAUGAAGAAAUUGAGGGUUCUUGCCAUGCUUGCAGACCAGGAUUCUAUAAAGCAUUUGCUGGCAACACAAAGUGUUCUAAAUGUCCUCCACACAGUUUAACCUACAAGGAAGCAACUUCUAUCUGUCAGUGUGAAAAAGGUUACUUCCGGGCUGAGAAAGACCCACCUUCUAUGGCAUGUACCAGACCACCUUCAGCUCCUAGGAAUGUGGUUUUUAACAUCAAUGAAACAGCCCUUAUUUUGGAAUGGAGCCCACCAAGUGACACAGGAGGGAGAAAAGAUCUUACAUACAGUGUAAUCUGUAAGAAAUGUGGCUUAGACAACAGCCAGUGUGAGGACUGUGGUGGAGGACUCCGCUUCAUACCAAGACAUUCUGGCCUGAUCAACAAUUCUGUGAUAGUACUUGACUUUGUGUCUCACGUGAAUUACACCUUUGAAAUAGAAGCCAUGAAUGGAGUUUCUGAGUUGAGUUUUUCUCCCAAGCCAUUCACAGCUAUUACGGUAUCUGCAGAUCAAGAUGCACCUUCUCUGAUAGGUACAGUAAGGAAGGACUGGGCAUCUCAAAAUAGCAUUGCCCUAUCUUGGCAAGCACCUGCUUUCUCCAAUGGAGCAAUACUGGACUACGAGAUCAAGUACUAUGAGAAAGUCUACCCACGGAUAGCGCCGGCAUUUUGGCACUACCUGCGGGUAGAAGAGCAUGAGCAGCUCACCUAUUCCUCCACGAGAUCCAAGGCUCCCAGUGUCAUCAUCACAGGGCUCAAGCCUGCCACCAAGUACAUAUUUCACAUCCGAGUAAGAACUGCAACAGGAUACAGUGGCUACAGUCAGAAAUUUGAAUUUGAAACAGGAGAUGAAACUUCUGACAUAGCUGCAGAACAGGGGCAGAUUCUGGUAAUAGCCACGGCAGCAGUCGGAGGAUUCACGCUCCUCGUCAUACUAACGCUGUUCUUCUUAAUCACUGGGAGGUGCCAAUGGUACAUAAAGGCCAAAAUGAAAUCAGAAGAGAAGAGAAGAAACCACUUGCAGAAUGGACACUUGCGUUUCCCAGGAAUUAAAACUUACAUAGAUCCAGAUACAUAUGAGGAUCCAUCCCUAGCAGUACAUGAAUUUGCAAAAGAAAUUGAUCCCUCAAGAAUUCGCAUUGAGAGAGUCAUUGGGGCAGGUGAAUUUGGAGAAGUUUGUAGUGGUCGUUUGAAAACACCAGGAAAAAGAGAGAUUCCAGUUGCCAUCAAAACUUUAAAAGGUGGCCACAUGGAUCGGCAAAGAAGAGAUUUCCUAAGAGAAGCUAGCAUCAUGGGUCAGUUUGACCACCCAAAUAUCAUUCGCCUAGAAGGUGUUGUCACAAAAAGAUCCUUCCCUGCCAUAGGGGUGGAGGCAUUCUGUCCCAGCUUCCUGAGGGCAGGAUUUUUAAAUAGCAUCCAGGCCCCCCAUCCAGUGCCGAGUGGAGGAUCGCUGCCCCCCAGGAUUCCUGCUGGCAGGCCUGUAAUGAUUGUGGUGGAAUAUAUGGAAAAUGGAUCCCUAGACUCCUUUUUGCGGAAACAUGAUGGCCACUUCACAGUAAUCCAAUUGGUUGGUAUGCUUCGAGGAAUUGCAUCCGGAAUGAAGUAUCUUUCUGAUAUGGGUUAUGUUCAUCGAGAUCUAGCAGCAAGAAAUAUAUUGGUCAAUAGCAACUUAGUGUGCAAAGUUUCUGAUUUUGGUCUCUCUCGAGUGCUAGAAGAUGAUCCAGAAGCUGCAUAUACAACAACUGGAGGGAAAAUACCCAUAAGGUGGACAGCCCCAGAAGCUAUUGCCUACAGAAAAUUCUCCUCUGCAAGCGACGCCUGGAGCUAUGGCAUUGUCAUGUGGGAGGUGAUGUCCUAUGGAGAGAGACCUUAUUGGGAAAUGUCAAACCAAGAUGUCAUUUUGUCCAUUGAAGAAGGGUACAGACUUCCAGCUCCCAUGGGCUGCCCAGCAUCUCUACACCAGCUGAUGCUCCAUUGCUGGCAGAAGGAGAGAAAUCACAGACCCAAAUUUACUGACAUUGUCAGCUUCCUUGACAAACUGAUUCGCAAUCCCAGUGCCCUUCACACUCUGGUGGAGGACAUACUUGUGGUUAAUGGACUCCACAGCCAGUGCCCACCAGCAGAGCUCUCUAACUGUUCUAUGGCUGUAGAAGGAGGCAGAAUGCCAGAGUCCCCUGGUGAAGUUCCUGAGUAUCCUUUGUUUGUCACAGUUGGUGACUGGCUGGAUUCUAUAAAGAUGGGGCAAUAUAAGAGUAACUUCGUGGCGUCAGGGUUUACAACAUUUGACCUGAUUUCAAGAAUGAGCAUUGAUGACAUUAGAAGAAUUGGAGUUAUACUCAUUGGGCACCAGAGACGAAUAGUCAGCAGUAUACAGACUUUACGUUUACACAUGGUGCACAUACAGGAGAAGGGGUUUCAUGUAUGAAAGUACUACAAGCACCUUUGUUUUGUGCCUCGACAUUUCUAAACUGAUCCAUUCUACUUAUCGGCUCUUCUGAUUCUCCAAACAUCACUUCACAAGCUGCAGCCUCCUGUCCUUCAGAAAUAUGGGCACACACUUUUUGUUUAUGCUUCUGGCCUGGAUUUAAAAACCAUGCUUUAUAACUCCUCUCUGAAUAACAUGCAAAAAAAAAAAAAUCCCUUACACGCUGCAGAUUUACACUGCACAAUGGUAAAGAACUUAGCAUGGGUGUGUGACUUUGUAUAGCAGUUUGGGGGGAAGUGAUCACAGGCUUAAUCUAAAGGAAUUUUCCCAGGUGUGGCUUCCUUAAUGGUGUUUUUAGUGUUUAAUGGUAAAUGAAAAAGUAGUUGACCUUUUUGUCAUGCUUUGUGAUCAAUUAUCUUUUAAUUAACAUAAAACAUUUAUUUUUAGAUGAUUACAUUCAACUACAUGGGUCAUGUCAUUGCUUUAUAAAGGCUUAACUAUUGAUGGCUGAUGUUAGAAUUAUUUGCAGAAAUGAUCGAUUAUUUCUUAUAGAGAGUUCUUGUUGGGAAUGUACAUGGGGAAAAGAAGGUUAUUGAAAUGGGAAAAAUAUAUUGUGCUUUUAAAUUUUGUAAGGCUGAGUUUGACUAUUUUUAAAAUCAUUGCUAUAGCAUCCUACAUAUUUUCUAGUAUGUGGUAUUUUAGAGACUCUUCCCCUCUUAGUUCUACUAACUGUGUUUCUCUGCUUCCUUACAAAUGACCAAAAGUGAGUGCAUUUCUCUAAUGUCUGUCAAAGGGUGAAACCCUGAGUAUUCCAUUGGAUUAUCUUCACAAAUUUACAAAAGUAAUUGUCACACCAGUGAGAAAAUUGGUUGUUCUUAGCAGAAUUACUUUGAAUAAAGCAUCAACUAUCUUCCUUAGAUCUACUUUAAAAAUCAAUCAGUUUAAACAGGUUUUUACAAUGGCUAAAUGACAGCCCAUGAAAGUAAAUGUAUUACACUACCUGCUAUUGGAGCAUUUUGUAUGUUUAAAUUUCUUGUGUUUUGUUCCCAAAUAUACAUUACAUGAACAUGCUAGAGCUGGUUUCCAAACCUUCCAAGAGGAAAAAAAAAAAAAAAGGGAACCAUAUCCUCCCUCCAAAGAGGUUCUACAAUACACUGAUGUGAGCACAGCUAACUUGUGUUAACAAGCUCAGAAGCUGCAAGGAAGAAAAGUGAAUGUUAUUUUUCUGUAAAUUAAGCCGAAUCAGCUUUCCAAAAUCUUGUGAACAGAUUCUGAGGUUCUGUUAUGAUAUCAGCUGCUCCUUGUGGUACUAAAAACAUGACUAUACUAUAUCGGGGAGCAGUAGGGGAAAUGUGUCAAGAGAGGGGAAGAAGAUUGCCUAAAGACUCUGAUUCUAUUGACUGAUUGUCACAUUUCACCUCAGAAAUAACAGUGCCCUAUCCACACUUUUAAAUUCCUCAUGAAUCACAUCUUUUUUGAUAGUAGCUUUCUUAUAAUUAGAAGGAUCUCGGUUGUUCUUUUACUCCUGAUUUUAAGACUAGUUGAUUGUUC